AUGUUGAUCGAAGAAUGGCCCGUUGAAUUAUGGCUCGAACUGUUUGUUUAUAUGUCAACAUUUGAUCUGGUCAUCAGUUGGUUUAAUCUAAACAUUCGUUUGAAUCGUAUGAUCGAACGUGCACUUUUACUAGGUCUUCAUCAGUUCGAUCUUGAUGAAAGCUGGACACAUGAAACCUUUAUGAAUUGUGUUGAACAUGUGUAUCCACGUUUAGCUCCUUAUGUAAGCAAGAUCAUCUUGCGUGAUACAUUCGCCACUGCACGUCUAGUAGCAAAAUCUAGUUAUUUUCUUCCUCUUUGCCUCAAUGUACGUCGAUUAAUACUCUGUGAAAAUGUUAUUUCAUUUUUUCCAUUCAGUCACCAUAUAAAUAUAUUCAAAGAGUCAUCAUUAUUACACGAACUGAUCAUCGAAUUUGGCCUUCAUGGAAGUAAUUACUAUUCGAAUACACUUGAAAAAAUGCUCAAAAACAAUAUUUCAUUCCAUACUAUGCGAUUCAAUGUUAUUGACAAUGCUUCUCCCUAUCUCGGCACAAAUUUGAACAUUUUACAUUUUCAUCUCGGAGAUGAUCAUGGAAUAUGUCUUGCUAAUACUGUAUGUUUGACAUUAUUAGUGCAACGAUGGUCAAAUUUAAUUAUGCUUAUACAAGAUGGUUGUUUACCCUUACUUGAAGAACUCGAUGUUACAAUCGAGCAACGACCUUCAUAUAAUGAACAAGAAAACGAUGAUGAUCGACUUCAUUCAGUUAAUCUUUUCAAAUUACGAUCACUUCGUUUAUGUGAUGUUACAUUAAAUAAUGUACGUGAUCUUCUUCGUUAUGUACCGUCAUUAUCUUUCAAACUCGAUACACUUUCAUUGGUUCGUGUACGAGUAGAUGAUAAUGAUAACAUCACUAGUCUUCAUCAUCUUGUUGACUUUAAAAAUUUACUAAUCAAUCGUUUAUCUGCUCAAUUAUGUCGUUUGCAGCUUAUUCUCUACAUUAUAUCCGAUGAUACUUAUUGCAAACAUGCACUUGAUGUAUUUAACGUUGUUGAUGACAUUUGGCCCUGGCCUCUUAUGCAUCAUCAAACAGAAGAGUACAUUGAUAACCAAAAUUCUAAACCAAUUGACGUCUUGUACAUGAGGUAUCCCAUCUCAUGGUACUCUUGUCAACGACGACGACUUAACGACCAAACGAGUGUACGUCAUCUUCGUUGGCCUUUUCAAGGUGUACCACCAAGACGUAUCUGUUGGACUUUAGAAAAUGAAGAUGAAAUAAGCAGUACCAAAGCUACUACAAAUGAUAUAUAUACAUGUUUGAAUACUCUCGUUAAUGUCAAUUCACUUAGUUGGUUCAUUAGUUUAAAUCCUCCUAUUAGAAAAUAUCCUACUGUCAAACGUCUUCACUUAUUGUUAUCAUUCGGACGAGAUUGGCAUGAUGAUGUUGAUGUCGAUGUAAUGGUGCUACUAGAUCCUUCGGUGAUUGCUCAUCUAUUUCCUUGUCUACAUCAGCUAAGCACAUCUGGUAGUUUACCUCGUGGUCGUAUUCGUUUGACAUCAUUGGAUCCUCUUGUUUCACUCGUACUUUCUUUAAUUGCACAUCUUUCACCUCAUUUAACAUUUCUGUAUCUUAACAAAUGUGAAACAUCAUUGUCAAGACUUGUUGCUUUGUCUAAAGAUAAGCAGAAAUAUGUUUGUGAUAUUUUAAAAAUGAAAAUAUCAUCUGCUGCUCGCAUUACAAUCACUGAUGGUGAUAGAUUGAAAAUUUGGUUGUAA
Messenger RNA from Rotaria sp. Silwood1, 1752 nucleotides. NCBI's taxonomy places the organism in Eukaryota, Metazoa, Rotifera, Eurotatoria, Philodinida, Philodinidae. The record is from the annotation of a GenBank genome assembly.